ACGUUAUUUACCGCGAAAGAGGAAAAAACCCGCGACUAUUUAAUUCACCGAGACAUUCAGCAGUCUGUUAUUUGCGCUUCUUAGACAUUGCACUAUUUUAACGCUAACAUUUGUACUAUUUUCCCUGACACAAUGCCAGCCACAAGUGAGAUACACCCAGGCGGAGAGUUUGCAGCAGAGGAAAAGAAGAAGACCCCUGAUGAUGCGGCUCCUUUCUCUCUGUUCUGUGAUGAACGCGGAUAUCUGAACCAGAUCAAAUAUAUUCUCCAGAAUGGAGUGAGAAAGGGCGACCGCACAGGAACAGGAGUCGUCUCUGUGUUUGGUUUACAGGCCAGAUACAGCCUCCGAGAUCAGUUUCCUUUGCUAACAACCAAACGUGUUUUCUGGAAGGGGAUUUUGGAGGAGCUACUGUGGUUCAUCAAGGGUUCAACAAAUGCGAAAGAGCUUUCUGAGAAAGGUGUGAAGAUUUGGGAUGCCAACGGCUCACGGGAGUUUCUCGAUAAGAACGGCUUCACCGAGCGUGAGGAAGGUGACCUGGGCCCUGUGUAUGGCUUCCAGUGGAGACACUUUGGAGCAGAGUACAAAGACAUGCAUACUGAUUACACUGGCCAAGGUGUUGACCAGUUGCAGAAGGUUAUUAACACCAUCAAAUCCAAUCCCGAGGACCGGAGGAUCAUCAUGUGUGCCUGGAAUCCUAAAGAUCUGCCCCUGAUGGCUCUUCCUCCUUGUCACGCUUUGUGCCAGUUUUACGUCUCUGAAGGUGAGCUGUCAUGUCAGUUAUACCAGCGCUCUGGAGACAUCGGCUUGGGUGUCCCCUUCAACAUUGCCAGCUAUGCCCUACUCACAUACAUGAUCGCCCAUAUGACAGGGCUCAAGCCUGGUGAUUUUGUACAUACUCUUGGUGAUGCUCACAUCUACCUCAACCACAUUGAGCCUCUAAAAGUGCAGCUUGAGAGGGAGCCACGUCCUUUCCCUAAGCUGAAGAUCCGUCGCAAUGUGGAACGUAUCGAUGAAUUUACAGCAGAGGAUUUUGAGAUAUGUGACUAUGAUCCAUAUCCCACAAUCAAGAUGCAAAUGGCGGUUUAAUCAACACAAUUUCUGGGUGAAUGUAAGCAGCCAUGGUUUUGUAAUAGUUCAUGUUUACUGUACUGUUAGUGUAAAUAUUUGUUUGUCUCCUAAAAUUUGUUUUGUUAAUAUAAAAUUCUAAAUAAACACUCCAUUAAA
This is a messenger RNA of Hemibagrus wyckioides, 1224 nucleotides long. RefSeq names its product thymidylate synthetase (gene tyms). The coding region runs from base 133 to 1086 and encodes 317 amino acids. Gene Ontology annotation, molecular function: thymidylate synthase activity. Gene Ontology annotation, cellular component: mitochondrion; cytosol. Gene Ontology annotation, biological process: dTMP biosynthetic process. The record is from RefSeq and is a predicted model, not a curated record. The transcript is spliced from 7 exons. Lineage: Eukaryota; Metazoa; Chordata; Actinopteri; Siluriformes; Bagridae.